AUUGUUUUCAUUACGUGUUAUUUUUAGACUGCCUUAUUGUGGUUUGCACUGAGCCGAUAGGUGACUGACUAGUCAAUAGCGAAUAUUACUCUGUAAACUCUUAAACAAACGGCUGUCUCUAGUUACGCAUAAAAGUCAUGUAAAAAGCAAAUAAAGUCGCACGUGAUCUGUAGUUGUAGAAAAUAUGGUGUCCAUAAUAAAAAAUCAACUUUUAAAACAUCUCUCUAGAUUUACAAAGAAUUUGUCUGCCGAUAAGGUGAACUUAAGCACCUUUAAAGGGGAGGGUGAAUUGACAAAUCUCGAAUUAAACGAAAUAGUUCUUACUGAUCUGUUGGAGCUGCCGUGUUGGUUACGCUUAUCCAAGGCGCUGUGUAAUAAAGUAACAUUUAGGAUACAGUGGACGAAAUUAAAGAGUGUACCAAUUCACCUUAAUUUGGACGAGGUUAAUAUCAUAGCGGAGACAUGCGAGGAGCUCAGGCCAAUGUCGGCGCAAGCCGGCUUAUCAUCGUAUGCGGGCGUCCCCGGGAAGUACAGUUUUAUUCACAAGGUGAUAGACGGAAUUACUGUGACCGUCAAUACGGUGAACAUAACGUUUAAUAGUCCAGCGUUUACGGCGAGCGUACAAGUCUCGAGGAUUAUAUUAGAAUCAAAAAGUCCCGGAUGGGAGAGGUCUGACUUGCGUAUGACGAGACUGAAGGAACCGGAUAAGGGUCAGCUACUGAUUUUUAAAGAGCUGGAGUGGCAAACGGUUAGGAUUGAAGCGAAAUCGACCAAAGAUAAGAACUUAACUCCCCUUAGGUUACUAACAAAUCAAGCGAGAUGUAGAAUAACUAUAAAAAAAAGACUGUCAGAUUGCUUUAUAAUGGGUUCAAGACUGGUGAUAAUAUUAGAUGACUUAUUAUGGGUAUUAACCGAUUCUCAACUGAAGGCUGCUCUACAUUUUCUGGACUCCCUAGCGGGGCUUGUACAAAAAGCAACUGCCUUAACUAGAAAAGCCAAAGCCGCACGGAAAUUAGAGGAAUUACCAGAGUAUCAAGCACACCUAGCGCAGCAAGCAAGGGCGAAAGAUGGAGUAUCAGCAAUUUCCAAAAUAUUUUCACGUUACGACGUCGUGGAGACAUCCUUUCAUUUUUUAUCGCAACACAUUGUACUGCACUUGUGCGAUGACCCUGGUCUGGGACGUUCUUGCCAUCCCAAUUUGAAAGACGGCGGUGCUCUACAGAUUAGCGUGGACCGAUUUCAAGUGGAUUAUUAUCCGUACCAUUUGGCCAAGGGAGAUAGAAAGCAUUGGCCGAGGUAUCGUGAGGCGGCGAUCCCUCAUACACAUUGGCAGGAACAAUCGGUUAUUGCUUUUAAAUCGAAGUUGCUGGAUUUGAUUGAAAGGAAUAAAAUGCAACACAUUCCUCUUUCGCGUUCAAGCAAGGCAGAGACUCCUGUUAGUCCAACAAGCGAUUCCGGAAAGAAGCCUCCCCAAAGUCCGACCCAGAUUAAAAAUUACGUUUCGCAACAGCUGGCAAAGUUGAUGACGGCAUGCGCGGUGAUAAGAAUCAACGAUUUUUCAUUAUUUAAAGUGACGACGUCGGGAAAGAAACAGGCGCUCAAGGAAUUCAUCGCAGCUCAACAUAAAAGGAAAGAAAGAAUUGUCGGUGAAGGCGAUCGAGAACGUAUGUCACUUCCCGAGGAUACGAACAUUGUUCAUGCCGAAUUUAUUUACUUUUAUUAUCCGAACGACGUCCCGUUUCCUUUACCUCCUCCCAAACUGUAUAUGCAGGUGAAUCCGAUUCAAAUUCACUUCGACCUCGAUAGCUGUUUAUGGUUCAACUCGUUCGCCUUAAAUUUGCACCAGUCCUUACUAAAUUCUAAACAAGACAUAUCGGGAAAUAAUAUUGCGUACAUUGAUGUUAAAAUAGAAGCAAUUCUGCCAAAGGUUACUUUCGAGAGCGCUUUGGAUUAUCAUAAUCAAAGAGACCGUCCUAAAACGUUGAGUUUUCAAAUAACAAGAGCCACAAUAACUAACGUGCGCAGUCUUGAGCAGUCUUCGAGAGCCGAUUUGGCAAAGUGUGUCGACUUCUUUCACAUGGGCUCCUUAUUUUUCGGGACAGAGUUCCCAUCAACUGCCAAUGACUUCUAUAUCGUUACUGAAAAGUUUUUAGAUCAUAUAUCGACAAAUGACAACAUUAGAAGUGUACCAGAGGAGCUGAAUGUAUCUUCCGUAAAUACUCUGAUUGAGCAGCUUAGUAGGGAAAUGUUAUGGAUAGAAGCGAAAGAUGUUUGGUGUAUAAGUCUGGAACCAGUGUGGGGGGAUUUUUUGGGAGCACGCGCCGUGGGUAAUAGCAAAGCCGUACCGUUUUUAGAUGCAGUACCGAUAACCGUGUGGCUACAUGCGAAAAUGGAUCCUAAUUCUACCAUAGCGAGCACCGAAAAUGGACCGAAAAAUGCUGACAUUCACGCGUUGGCGCAUAUAUCUAAUCUAGUCAGUUUACAAAUUAAUCACUAUCAAUUUUUGUUUUUGUUGCGUCUUUCGGAAGAGAUCAGUGAACUAACAACAUUUUUAUCUUUGGAUUCCAGUAGGAUUCUCAAGGCUGAAAAUAGUGGUUCAAUGGUGGUAGGUGCUUUGGUUCCGCAAGUCGAGGUUACAUUUGUAAUGCCAUCACAGUGUCCAGGAAAAGAGUCGUCAGGUGGUGAUGUUGAAUCUUUCGUUCCAGAUUCAUCAAGUAUACAUGAUGAUGGUUUUGUUGGAGGCUCAACCGGAACCAUGUGGCAGUCUGCAGUAUAUAAUAUACCUCAGGGAGAACAAACCUUGAAAUCUUUCACGAACGGUGUCGAGACACCGGUUAGCGAAAUAUCUUCCAGUUACUCGAUGGAUUUUGUACAGCACUCUACGGAAAAUAAGAAUAAAAAUGUCACCCCGCCCUUUGCUAACAUUAAUUUACCCAACAAUUUGAAUGCAGGGCUGUCAUCUAUGAAGAAAGGCUUUAGCAAUUUAAUGACCUCUAUUGAUAGCGCCCUUAAGCCGACGUCCGAUGAUGCGAGCGAUACGUUAUCCAUUCGAAGCGAUGCGUCGAGCGACUCGGAGAAUUUUGUCGUCGUCAAUAUGGGUAUGGACGGAGAUCGUAAUGCAGAAUCACUGGAUGCAAUGUUUCGGGUGCCCGGUUAUGUAUACGAACGAAAUGUCGAAAUGGCGAAGGAAGUUAUCGAAGAAGAGAAUACGACAACUACAAGUGAUCACUCGCUUACCAGCAGCUGUAAAAGAAAGGAUUUGGUGUCGGUGGCUACAUUCAAAUUGAACAAGGUCGAAUUUCUUCAGCAGUCGGUCGGAUAUUCGUCCAGCAUAAAGGUGCAAGUUGGUAACAUAUCCAAUGAGGAUUGCGGAGCGAUUCCGUGGGACGAAUUUCAGACCAAGAUAAAGGCCAAAUUUAGCUCAAGAUCUCGCGCGUGGACCAGCGGCUCGUCAAGCGACAAUCCCACUGCCAAAGUGAAAUUACGAUUAGAUCACAGCCCGAAGUUUCCCAGUUCGAAGUCGUUACUAGAAAUCGAUCUGAGCAACAGUGAAAAUUUGCGGAACGUUUUCGUGGACUUCCUGAAUAUCUUUGUGACCGAUCUGAACUUGGACUUGUCAAUGAGCACUUUAACCGGCUUGGCCGAUUUGAUCGAAGAUGAAAUUAUACCUAUACCUAUUCCUAUGGAGAUAUCGGUAGAGAAUUUAGCACUGCACUUGAUCGAAGAUCGCCCACCUACGAAUAUUACAUCGCCCGGACCAGUUCCUAUGAAUGUACAUAUUUCUCAGCUAAUAAUUACAAGAGGGGAGGAUGGAAUAUUUAAUAUUGUUCCUGUAAAAAAUUUGGGACUUGUAACUUCCACUUCUACAUUAUCAGGAUCAGAUGAACGAGAGGCGGUAAACGCGGCAGUGCAACAGACCUGUAAGCAGCUACGAAACGAUAACGACGAACUGCGAAGACGAUUGCUUGCGUUCGAUCGAGUCUCGGAGGAAAAUCGUACGUUAAGACGAUCAAAGGAGGAAACAGACAUUUUACGUUCGUGUCUGACCUCGGCGCAGGAGGAGGUCGGUCGACUGUUGGAUGAAAAAAAGAAGAUGCUGCAGGACAUCAAAACUCUUCAGGAACAGCUCAGUUCGGAGAGAGGGCGUCAGUGGUCGAGUAAAAGAUAGCAAUGCUGUUUCAAUUGUACCUACUGCUGUUCCAAUAAUAAGAAGGUGUAGAGGUAUAGGUACAUUUAGGCAUGUAGAAGGUUGCUUAGAAUAUCAUAGAUACAUGUCCAAGUUCAGCAACGUUAGCGGUGGCGCGAACCUAAUUUCAUUGUUACUGAGCAUUUAUUUACCCGACGUGUAGGCUAUGCUAAAAUUGAAACGUUUAGUAGUUAUGAUUUAAAGGCCUUAAUUAGAUAUUAUGUAGCAAUAAAGAUCUAUUGCCCUACAUACAAUCAAAUAAUAUGUAAUUACAUAAUGAAUAGCAGUUGGGGAAAUAAGUUCAAAGUCGUAUCCAUUUGCUUCUGUUGGCGCUUGGUCAUAAUUAUGAUUUUAGCUAUAUGCUCAAUGAACUACUCAUAUUUGUCAUUUUCGCACAAACAGAUUACCGUCUUGCUUGGGAAUGGGACGAUAAUCGUUGUCUAUCAUCGGUAUAUAAAGAUAAAGAAUUUUUGGGUAAAUGAUGAUGUGUUUGUGUAAUUAAAGUGUUUUCUCAUCAACUUUCAUGAAUACUAUAGAACAUUCAAACCUCCAAAUGCAGUAUGGGCUUAUAAUACUGUAUACCAAAUUAGACACAGUUCCUAACCUCAAAAUAAAUCUACAAUAGUAUAUUGAAAGACAAGUGUUACAAUGCGACCUAUUGUAAUACGACUAUCUUGUGGCACGAGUGGCGACGCGAAGCGUAGCCACGAGUGUCCGC
Messenger RNA from Photinus pyralis (common eastern firefly), 4904 nucleotides. Its product is annotated as UHRF1-binding protein 1-like. Lineage: Eukaryota; Metazoa; Arthropoda; Insecta; Coleoptera; Lampyridae. The record is from RefSeq and is a predicted model, not a curated record. Bases 185 to 4168 code for a protein of 1327 amino acids. The transcript is spliced from 22 exons.